AUGGGCAGAACAGAGAAGGAUUUAAUUCCAACACAUUUAACUGUCACCAAUUUUGCUAGGGUCAUCACCAAGACUCAUGGAAUCCUGGAUGUGGAUGUCAUAGUUGGAACCAAGGAAUUGAAGAUUGCAUACUUUGUGGUAGAUACUACUUCUACCACUUACAAUGCAUUGCUUGGCAGGGACUGGAUUCACCAGAGCUUAUGUAUUCCUUCCACUCUACAUCAACAAUUAGCCCUUUGGAAUGAAGAAGGUUACAUGGAGAUAGUAGAGGCCGAUCCACGACCAUUUCUGCCCUCUGCCAUGUGUUUUGAGGCAAGGUAUUAUCAUGAUGACAUUGGUCCUUUCACCUUCCUUGGAGUCAGCCAGAACGGCCGACCCCAUGGUGUCACGGCCCAGAGACUCAUUGAAGAUGGUUUAGCCAGUUCUCUAGAAGACUGGAAUAGACCUUUUGUUAUGAACCUCCAGAACUCUGAUGUUUAG
This is a messenger RNA of Prunus armeniaca (apricot), 480 nucleotides long. NCBI's taxonomy places the organism in Eukaryota, Viridiplantae, Streptophyta, Magnoliopsida, Rosales, Rosaceae. The record is from the annotation of a GenBank genome assembly.